UUAUAUAAUAGGGAAUGUGCUACUACUGCUGCUGCCGCCAGCAGUUUGUGGUCAUACUGGUCUGCCUGCUGUACAUAUUGCUCGUGCUGAUCUUCUUCAUCAAUGUCUUUCUGGCUGAUCGCAAUAUGCACACAAAUCUAAUGCGGGCAAGCGGCAAUCCAAUGAUGGGUGGCGGCGGCGGCAGUGGCCUUGGAGGCGCGGGCAUUCAUCCGGGCAUGCAUCCGGGACACCAUAAUCCAUACGAUAUGCAUGGCUAUCAUCACUACAACAAUUAUCAUCCACAAGUGGACCCAAAGCAGCAUCAGCAGCAGCCAACACGAAAGACCCCGCAACAGCAGCAGGCGGAACAGGAUAUUUACUACUAUUUCAACCACGUAUUCAGACGGCGCUGAGAUAUACCCACACGCCCACACACACAUAUAUAUAUAUAUAUAUAUAAAUACAUAAUUACAUAAAUAUA
Molecule: messenger RNA, 460 nt
Organism: Drosophila hydei
Lineage: Eukaryota; Metazoa; Arthropoda; Insecta; Diptera; Drosophilidae
Exons: 1
Coding region: 15-392 (125 amino acids)
Source: RefSeq, a predicted model, not a curated record